CUCAGCAGUGCAGCGAGCAGCUCCGCGCGGCUCCACCGCUACACACUGAUCCGCGGGGUGCUGCUGGAGGAGGGCGCUCCGAUACAAGUGGACUUGAGAGGGGCUUGUACCCGCCUCCUGCUUCCCUCCACAAUCCGAGAGAAGAGGCAACAAUCUCAUCGUGACAGACGGGACGCGUAUCGAGUGUUUCUUUUCCUGCAUGUUUUUUGCGCACCAGGCUGUCCGAGCGCGCAAUCAAGAGUCGUUUAGUUGGGGUUGGAGCCCCUCUUCACUUCCACACCUGAUCCCGUAUUCGCAUAACCUGUACCUGUCAUCCAGAGGGGGAGAUGUGGGAAGGCUCUCUGACCUCCGCUGCAUCCAGGCUGUUCCUGCUGUGCGCCUGGCUGGAAGUGUAGCCGCCGUGUCCCGGAGAGGAUGCCGAACAGAUACUGGAUCUGUGUGUGUGCAUAAAGAAGUAUCCAGGUGCAAAACACCACCUCUGGCAGUCAUGAGGAAUAGAGGGCUGAAGACGCAGUCCUGAAGAUUGAUGGAGGGCCAUGCUAUUCAAACAGCAGGCAUUGCUGAGACAGAAGCUCUUCGUUCUGGGCAGCCUUGCAAUCGGAAGUGUCCUCUAUCUUGUGGCCAGGGUUGGGACCUUGGAUAGGCUACAGCCCAUUUGCCCCAUCGAGAGCAGACUGCCCCCCCCUGAGCCAGAGCAAAUCCCUCUCCGCACCCUACAAUUCAAGCGUGGCCUGCUCCAUGAACUACGCAAGGGCAAUGCCACCAAAGAGCAAAUCCGCCUGCACAACCUGGUCCAGCAGCUGCCUCGGGCCAUUAUCAUUGGGGUGCGCAAGGGGGGCACACGCGCCCUGCUGGAGAUGCUCAACCUGCAUCCGGCAGUGGUCAAGGCCUCGCAAGAGAUCCACUUCUUUGACAAUGACCAAAACUACGCCCGGGGCAUCGACUGGUACAGGGAGAAAAUGCCUUUCUCCUUCCCUCAUCAGAUCACCAUUGAGAAGAGCCCUGCUUACUUCAUCACAGAGGAGGUCCCUGAACGCAUUUUCAAGAUGAACUCCUCCAUCAAGCUGCUGAUCAUCGUCCGCGAGCCCACGACCAGAGCUGUGUCUGACUACACGCAAGUGCUGGAGGGUAAAGAGCGCAAAAACAAAACCUACCACAAAUUUGAAAAGCUGGCCAUCGACAGCAACACCUGCGAGGUGAACACAAAGUACAAAGCAGUCCGCACCAGCAUCUACACCAAACACUUGGAGCGCUGGCUGAAGUACUUUCCUGUGGAGCAGUUCCACAUUGUAGAUGGGGAUCGCCUCAUCACAGACCCGCUGCCAGAGCUGCAGCUUGUCGAGCGCUUCCUCAACCUCCCCUCUAGGAUCAGUCAGUACAACCUGUACUUCAAUGCCACCAGGGGAUUUUACUGUCUGCGAUUUAACAUUGUCUUCAACAAGUGCCUGGCAGGCAGCAAGGGCCGUAUCCAUCCAGAGGUGGACCCAUCAGUAGUGACUAAACUACAGAAAUUCUUUCAUCCCUUCAAUCAGAAGUUUUACCAGAUCACUGGUAGGACAUUCAACUGGCCAUGAUGAGCUUUGAACUCCUACGAGAUUCUGUGGAUUGGUGUUUUUUUUAAAAUGCCAAGCUACGAGAUCUCGAAAGAUAUUAAUAGCACUUUGAUUGAAUUUAAAUACAAGAAUGACAGUGUGACCAAAUAUAAAAGAAAGUUGAUGUUAGUUUGUUUUUACGUGUGAAAUUAACACAAAGUAGUUUGAUGGUUUGACUAAAGGAUUGAGUUCAAAGCACUUGAUCUUGCAAAUGAAUUCACUUGUCUGUCAUUGUUCCCCGUGAAGAAAAAGCCCAGUGCUGAACUGUGUGAUUAACUGAAGAGAUUAUUUUUGUUUCUUUUUAAAAGACUAUCAAACACCAACAUUCAUGCUGUUAAGAUAAGCUUUAAGUGUGAUGCUUUUUCAUGAUUAAACAUCUUAAAAGAUGACAAAAUGACAUCUGAUAAACAACAAAAUUGUUCAUUUGUUCUUCAUCACGCUGUUUAUUUGACCAAAACUGCAUGUGCAAUCAAAACGCCAUCUAACAUUGUAGGCUCUUCUCUUAGUCAUCUUUUGUUUAUUGUUAUUUGAAACCGUUGCAGGGUUUUUUCCCCACCAUAUCUUAUUUUCAAUUCAUGCUGUGAUUAAUCCAUUAGAAGAUGACCUCCUUUAAUUCUCAAUACAACACCCAGCCUGAAAAACAGAACAGGCUCCUCAGAAUAUGAUCUUUUGUUUCAAGCUUAAAUCAAACCAUAUCCGAAACUUUCAAAGCAUUUAAGACUCAAGAUUGUGUUUUAUUGUAAGUACGUUGUUUCUUCCCACCUUCAGCUUUUACAUUGGUUUGUGAAACACCUGGCAAAAAGCCAUAGUAUUAAAAAAAAAGUAAUCUGAUGAUGAUGAUCAUCAGAAGGUCUGAUGAUUCUCGUCAACCAACUGUUUAUUCUAUGAUGAUAAGCGAAAUUUGUCUGUUUCUGUGCAAAUAGUCAUUCUGUAUCAUAAGUGUGUUGUUAAAAAAGGUUAAAUUAAAAGAACAUGAAAACAUUU
Messenger RNA from Thunnus maccoyii (southern bluefin tuna), 2576 nucleotides. RefSeq names its product heparan sulfate glucosamine 3-O-sulfotransferase 5. The record is from RefSeq and is a predicted model, not a curated record. NCBI's taxonomy places the organism in Eukaryota, Metazoa, Chordata, Actinopteri, Scombriformes, Scombridae. Bases 537 to 1574 code for a protein of 345 amino acids. Gene Ontology annotation, molecular function: [heparan sulfate]-glucosamine 3-sulfotransferase activity. The transcript is spliced from 4 exons.